CCUGAAGUUUUCAACUUAAUCCAAGAGAGAAUCGUAACUUCACGAUCCAAACUUUCGAAUCAACAUCAAGGCCACGAUGCAAUACUUGAAGAAAUUAAUAGGGCGCUCAAAUCAUUAAUUCCUCUGAUACCUUCACAACAUAUUGGGAAAUUGCAGCAUUAUUCUGAAAGUGAAACCCAAGAACCUCGUACACGUCCUGGUUUUACUGAUGAAUCAAGUUGUUAUCGUGCUCAAAUAAGAAAAACCCAAUUUAUAAAUCCAAAAGCUAAUAAUCAUGUUUUUCAAGUUAUAAGUGGUGAACAAAAAAUAAGUGAAGAAAUGAAAUGA
Racocetra persica is the source of this 327-nucleotide messenger RNA. NCBI's taxonomy places the organism in Eukaryota, Fungi, Glomeromycota, Glomeromycetes, Diversisporales, Gigasporaceae. The record is from the annotation of a GenBank genome assembly.